UGGCCCGCGCAUUGGAGGUGGAAACCCCUUUGGGUGUGCCUCAGAGAUCAAGGCGUCCGGCUGCGAGGAGCAUAAAUGGGGGAUCCUGCCCCGCCUGCCAGGGUGCUCCCGAACCCCCAGGCAUGCGGACCUGCCUCGUCCUCUGCGCUCUGCUCGCCGUCCUGGCCCCAGCCAGGGCUGCGUUUCUCGACGAGAAGUGUCUCCGGUACCGGGGCCGGUGCGUCAGCUCCUGCCUGAAGUCCGAGGAGCUGGUGGCUCUGUGCCAUCGCGCGCUCAAGUGCUGCGUGCACGUGGAGCAGUGCCAGAACGCGCUCAUCCCGCCGCUGCCCACCUGA
Molecule: messenger RNA, 335 nt
Organism: Talpa occidentalis (Iberian mole)
Lineage: Eukaryota; Metazoa; Chordata; Mammalia; Eulipotyphla; Talpidae
Product: beta-defensin 15
Exons: 2
Coding region: 123-335 (70 amino acids)
Biological process (GO): defense response
Cellular component (GO): extracellular region
Source: RefSeq, a predicted model, not a curated record